GCGUCCGUCACUUAAAAUGGAGGAUGCGACUGGAAAGGAAGAAGAACUUCAGAAAUUUCUGGGAAAAGUCGAUGAGAUUGGUAUUAAGAGUUCCUUGCACACAUUUGAUUCUCACUGAACAGAAUUAGUGAUCGCAAAGCGUUAAUUACACUUCCUAUAUAUUUCCAGUAUCCGCCGUUUAAAAUUUGCCAAUCUUCAGUAUAUGAAGUGUAAAUAUUAUUACACGAUUUGUUGCUAGUGCAACACAAACGUAUCAUCAUUUUAUUUUCCGAACAAUAUCUUUCUUAUUUACUUGUACAAUGUGAGCAAGAAGCUGUAUUUUGUCUUCGUAUGGUAAAUGGCUGCCUGAUCUCGGUUAGAAGGCAUGUUUUGACCGUUGUUGCAGUGCUAGGUCUUACAGUGAGCCGACAUAUAUAGACUGAUUGUAACAAUUAAUAAUAGGAAUGUAACUGUUCACGUCCGUAUUGAUAAGAAUAUGUCCGGCUCAUUAUCAUAUACUGAUGAGAGACAAAAUGAUCACUGAUUUAUCAAGCAUCUACUUUGGUUUCUGAUUGUAUGUAUUGCCAUGUAGAUUUCUCAUAACUGUUGCAUAUAAGAGCAACAAAGAAAUGAAUUUGUGCCAAUUGUUAUAUGUCACGGGAACACUUCAAAAGUGAUUUAAACACAGGCCCUUGGUUUGUUAAUUCCUCCAAUCUGCUAAACUACAUUGGAAAGGCACACUGAGGACAAUCUUGUUGCAUGAUUUUGUUGUUGUUUUUCUUUUUUUCAGAUUCCAUUAUGAAAGAUUUAACAUGUGGUGACUAUGAAAGGCAAAACAAAGCUCUAUCAGCUGCAGAUGAGUUCUUGAAGCGACACAGGGCUGAAAAUGAUGAUGAUUCUGAUGAUGAAUGUAAACAAGUCAAAACAAAGGCUGAGAGAACAGUCAUUUCUAAAACUGAGGAGAGAAGACUUCUAGAUCCGUCAACUGCCUUGGGUGAAAUGGUUAGGUUAAUAAGCUAAGUUGUGUUACCUUGGGAUAGUUCAGAUUUGAAAUUUGUGUUUCUGUCUACUUCCAGGUGUGCAGUCUAUCAUUCAAAAUUAUGCCUUAAGAGAACAGUUUUAUUAAAUUGGACUAAUUAAUUGAAUUAUGUGUUUAUAUCUUUUGUUAUAUAUGUAUGUUGUUAUUAUUAUUAUUUUAUGAACAAUAUUUUUUAUUCUACUUAGAGAGAUGCAGGAGAAGUUUGUGCAGGUGAGUUCUAAUUAUUGUUAUUGGUAGUUAAUAUUUUGUGAUAUGUUUAUUUGGGUGGAAGCAGGAUGCAGAAGGAAUUCUAUAUGCAUAGCAUUGUUAUAAUCAGUUACACUGUUGAGUGGUUCAUGAUCCAGAGUCUUGGUUUUUUAGACUACGUAUUUUCCAUCUAGGUGAGCUCUUGCAAUGCUUUCAAUAAGAUUUGAAGUAGGUGGCUACCUUGGUAAAGCACCCGCUGGAGAAUAAUAUGAAAAACAAUUUCACUCUCAUUAGCUCAUUAUUUCUAUUAAGAAUAAAAUGGGUUCAAACAGAGUUUUCUGUGUUAAACUUUAGUAAAUGAUCAUGUAAUAGUCUCCUUUAUAAAAAUUGCUUCACCGAUUGUUUAUUUGUAAUCAAAAUCUUCCAUUUGCUGACUUGCAAACCUACUGUAUGAGUUUCCCACCAAAAGUCCUUAAAAAGGACAUAGGUUACUGGAGUCAGUAUGUUCUUGUUAACUCAAAAUCUUAUUUUUCCUGGAAAUUUGGUAUACAGUAUGAUGAGACAACAUUAAUAGUUUUUUUUUUAAAUUUAAACUAAGGUGAAAGUUGCCUGAAAGAAAUCUAAAAGAUCUCAAGGUGUUUUAGGUCUCACUUGUUGAGUUUGUUCAACUUGAAUGAAUUGCAUGACUUGAAUGUGCCUUGUGGCAAAGUAUACCCAGCAAUUCGCAACAGAAUAUCUGCUGGAGCUCCAGUGGAUGUUGGGUAUUAUUGAAAGCACUGUGAGUGAGUCUUGGAGAGAUCAGAUUCUCAGAUUAUGCUUCAAUUUGAGUCUUCAUGUUUAAGAGUUUAAUUUUACUCUCAAACUUAAGAUUCUACUUCUUAGCACAUUAGACAAUAAUACCAAACUCCUGUUGGUAUGAGUGAAAUGAAAUCUUUGCAGUGCUAAAGGAAGUCCUGAAUAUGUAUUUCUACAGAGAAGUUCAUGAAAGCAGUCGAAGAAGAUGCUAAGGAGAGGGCAAAGAUAAAAAAGAGGUCUGAAGCAGAAGCUGAAAAACUCAAAGGAAAAGGAAAUGCUGCUUUCAAGGAAGGGAAUUAUCCAGAAGCUAUUAGUAACUACACAGUGGCAAUCACUAAAAGUGGCUCCAAUCCAGUACUUUACACCAACAGAGCUCAGGUGGACCAGUUACUGCAAUGAUUCACUGUUUGCUUCAUUGAUUUAAAAGUGCCAUGGUGAUAAUGAUGUCAGUAAUGGUGAUCAUUGUUACUGUCUUAAAAUUGUUUAUAACCACCCUUAACUUGACAAUAAAACUGUUAUGUAGUGGAAGUCUUUUCUACUACUGAAGUAGUAUGGCUGAUUUCUGUUCAUAUGAGAUUUUUGACGUUGCAUUUCAUGGUCCUUGUUACUCUCAGGCAUACAUCAAACUGAAUGACUUCGAUUCUGCAAUCCAAGACUGCAAUCUUGCUUUGAAGGCAAGUUUAAUUUUCAAGUAAUACACUUUUUAACCUAGUAAUCAUAGAUCAUGAUCAGUUACCUUGCUCUACAGUUGUAUUGAUUUAAGCGCUAAAUAAGAAUUUCUCCUCCCAAUAUCAAUACAAUAUCAAGCAGUCAAGUGAUGAGAAUAUGGAAAAAUCAAUUAAGAGGUCAUUAGUUGAUCUAAUACCUACUUCUCCUGUUUCACUCCAGAAGAAUGGUGCAGCAGACAGUAAGAAGAAUUACUUGUGAGAUCUUGGGAGUGAAAGGGUUAAGGCUUAAAAUGAGAAAGAAGAGAGAAAAGUCAAGAGCUAGCUAAAAUUUACAGUCUGGGUAAUAAGUAUCAAAUUAUUUUUAUUACAUUUUUAGAUUGAUCCCAGGUGGGUGAAAGCUUUUGUUCACAAAGCAAGAGCAUUACAAGCUCAAGGAAAAUUUGAUGAGGUACAGUUUGAUUUGCAAACAUAUUGUGGUCAUGUUAUGACAUUUACAACUGAUAUUGUGUACAAUUAACUUACAGAUCACAAUUCUUUAUUGUAGGCCAUCUCAGUUCUGAAGGACGCCAUCAAAGUGGCACCAAAGCAAGAAAAAGUGUUAAAAUGUAUUCAAUAGUUAUAACUGAUUACAGUUAUUUAGUAUAUGUACUUUAGUGACAGACUUUGUGUUGAAUUAGUUGAUUUAGGAAAAUGUUGUUUUCAAUUAUUGAAAUGGUAAUUAACCUUUAAAUUUAACAUUUUUCCACAAUGAUGUUAUAAACAGCUUACAUUACUGAGGCUGAGUCAGCAAAAAAAAGACUUCAGGAUGAAAAAGAGGUCAGUCUUAUAGUACAUUGUCAAACUUCAAUAUCUGCACUAUAACAGGAAAUCUCUUACUUCCAUCUGAUUUUUUUCUUUAUUUUCUUUAUUUCAAACUAAUUAUCAUAUGUUUCUCCAAAAUGAAGCAAUUUUAAUUUUGAACCACAGAUGAAAGUGAAUACAUCAUAUAACCAUUUUAAUUAUGUAUUGAUGGUAGGCUGCUGGUAUUGCUGGAGAGGAGAGUGGAGAGUUGAUAAGAGACUCCAUAAACAGACUACAGAAAAACAGCCUGGCCACAUCACAAUAUACUGACGCAACAAGGAAACUCCUCCCACUUCUUGAUAGCAGUAUGUCAAUUUUUAUUUUGGAAUUAUAAUUAUUUAUAAUAAUCCUCACUUUAAUUGAGUUGAAUUCUGCAAAUAAUUUUGUUAAAUGGUUUUUCUCUAGCUAAUUGAAUCAAUGAUAUAGUUAAUUUUGGAUUAAUUGUUAAAUCGAGUAAUUUCUUUUAUUAAAAAAUUGUACCUUUGAAAGUUAUGAGUCCCCAUCAUUCAAAAUUUGUAGAGGUUGAGCUGAAUUAAUUCUUUAUUACAUAUUGUUUCUUCCAUGUGUUUAUGGUAAGUUCUGUAAUAUACAAGGGGCUUAUAUUUUGUUUAUCUAUGGUUGAACUUGAAGGUGCAAACAGAACAUUAUUCAGAUGCUAUGGAGGUUUUCAGAUCAUAGACUGCAAUAAUACUUUUAAAAAGUAAGUGCUAACCCAAUUCUUUUAAAAGCACAAUUGUUACUUCAUGGUACAAGAAUUUUUUAAAGUCUUGUACCAUGUUAUCAGGGGUUAUUUCAAAAUAACCUUUGAUGUUAUGGUGUAAGGCCCAAGUCUUUAUUAUGUUAAAUAAAUGAACUUUUUUUAAAUGAACUGUUUAAAUAAACUGUGUGCCUCCUAAGUAAUGGAACUCUAAAUUUCAUCUUUAUAGUGAAAUUUCAAGACUGCUAAUCAAAGUCUGCAAGAUAUAUACAUCCAAUUGCUACUUGAUACUUUUCUUCCUGCCUUGCUCAUGUAAAGACUUAUUUUUUUCAAUUUUCAGGUACUGGGAAGGAGCAGCUGUCUGUGUAAUGUUGGAAGACAUAGACUUAAUUUGUGAAAUUUUAAGAAUUCUAAUGGAGGCAUGUACUGAUAAUGGUAAGGCUAAUAGUUUUCAUGGUGAUGGUGGAACAAAACUAAAUGAACCUGCUUACCAGAAGGACUAAAAAGUAUGAAAUAAUUUAACCCAAAAUGCUAAAUUGCUUCCUCUUGCCUUGAUAAAUGAAAUCAGAAGUGUCAUUUUUUUAAAUUUCAGAUCACAAUGUAGAGGAGUUUCUCAAAAAAGAUCAUACUCCAUCAUUCAAUCGUUUCCUGCGAGAUCCAACCUCUCCUGUCAUUAAGACAGCUGCCACAUCAUUUCUUCACCAGCUGUCCCAAACUAAAAAAGGCAGAGUUGGUCUCACUACUUGCAAACAUAUCAAGUGGUAAGAUGAUCUUUUUUUCUCAAGCAGAUGGCUUCAUAGCAAAUAACACACUUAUCGAGUCAUAGCUGAAAACUUAUUGUGUGUUUCUUUGCAGUGUCACUGAGGCGCUAUUUUCACUGGCACAGAGGGGAACUAACACAGCUGUUGUAGCAAUGUCCACAAUUAAUAACCUAGCCCUGGAACUAGGGUAUGAUAUCUAAGAAUGCUUUACCAAGUUUUCUGAACAAUGGCAAUAAGUGAUCAACAAAAAUUUGGAAACAGUUGUAUUGUUCUCAAGUUCUGUUCUGUUCUCAACUUCUGUCUGCUUUUUAGAUUCUGUGAAAAAAUCAGAGAUUUGGUUGACAAAGACUUUCUGAGCAUCUCUCAGAAAUUUGUGGUAAUGUAGAAUACUUUUUACUGUACAGUGUUCAUUGGAAUUUGUUAUUGUGUUGGUUUUUUUGUAUCCAUCCCCAAGGAAGUAAAUUUUCUUUUAACUCCAAACUUCCAUUUUUUCCACAUACAGUUAUUUUCAUUCUCUCUUCAUUGUUUUUUCUUCUUUGUGCAGAGAAAGUUGUGUGAAGUAAACACAGAGGUUUCCCAUGAACCAACAGACAGCUGGUCUCUAGUUUCAUCUGGUUUGUCAGCUUUAGCCAACAUGGCCAAGGACACAUGUAUCAGAAAAAAGAUUGCUGAUGAACAAGAUUGGUGGGAAACAAGUGUCAAGUUUCUGGUUGGUAUUUUCACUGCACUUUCACUGACUUUUUUACAACCCAAGUAAUGACCUUAUACAGACUGUUCAGUUUUAAUUUAGACCUUUGCUAUGGAAGAUAGGUUGGCUACCAAUUUGUUUUUGUUGUGUCACAGUUUUCACCCUCUACACCCUAAAACCAGUAUGCAUAUUCUCUAUACUGUUCUCUAGACAUUUCAUAAGGAGCCAAUAAGGAGAAUUUGUUUAACAAUCAUGAAUUUCUUUAGUUGUUGAUCAUUUCCUUUAUUCUUGUGACUGUUAUGUUUGAUUUGGGGGUGAUUUUGUAAGGAGACAUUAUAUACUACUCACUCUUAGGGGUGAAAGGGUUAAUAUUUUCUCUUCUUUUCCAUGCAGGAUUGCAAUAUCUCUGGAAUAAAGGAUCAAAAAGUGAGAAGCUCCAUUUAUUCUCUUCUGGGUUUGUUGGCAAACAUAUCUUUGCAAUCAAACCAGCAUCAAAAGGUAUUAUCUCAAUAUAAUGCUUUGUGUGCAUCUAUUGAAAAGAAAAAAAAAAGAAAAAAUUGUUGUCCAAUUUUUAUGAAAUCUUUAAGUCACAAAAAACAAGCAUCCUUAAACUAGUUAACAGAUAGAUUCCAUGCUGCCAUGUGUUUGUUCAGUAAUAGAUCAAAGAUGACACCAAAAUGUGAUAAGAACAAAAAGAGGCGCAAAAGGUGCAGCUGAGUAUGUCACAGAUGUUCUUAUCAUUUUUUAUCAGCUUCUCUGAUCUACUACUAUACAGACCCACAGCAACAUGAAAUCUAUUUGUUUCAGAUCAUAUAAAAGCAAAAUCUUGUUAUUAGUGAUGUCACUUACACAUCUGCCUCCAAUAGAUCAUAACUAACAACCAAUCAAAAUGCCUGUAUAAUUGAGUCAACUUUUCAUAUAAGUAAUUUUAACUUCCAAGGAUUUAUCAAGAAAAUAAACAAUUCUUUUUUGUUUUUGUUUUUGGCUUUGCCAUGUAGGAUGCUGCUCCAAGAUUGAUUCCAUCACUCAUUGAAAUGCUUAACACAGGUUAUGAUGAAGUUUGUGAGGUAUAAGUAUAAACAUUGUCCUUUCUAGUGUUUCCUACUCAGUGUAGAGUGUAAGGUUGUUUAGCUAUGUAUGUAUGUAGAGUUCCCUUUGUUAUGGAUAAUACUUAUCACUAACAAAUCUAAUUUGUCAAACCCAUUUGUAGCAUCCUUCGAAAAUAGUCAUAUAAUUUGCCCCAUUACUAGCAAUCUGAAAUAUUUGAUACAAUGAAUAUAAAUUGCUUUUAUUUAAUAACUAUUUUUUAAUUUAAUCUUCCAGCGCAGUCUUGCUACCCUGAGAAAUAUUUUAGCCCAUUCUACCGAUGCUCUAAAUCAAGCAUGUGAUCAGAAAAUCCACAUUCACAUCAUGCGCAUUCUAAAGGUGAAGAACCUUCAUUGUUGUUUUCAACUUUUGCUUUUAUUGUCAAUAUAUUUGGCCAGCAAGUUGAUAGAUUGCCCAUGCAUGUUGAUGUAAGUUAGUUUUUGUUCAAUUUAAUCCACAGCUGGUCAUCUUAAGCAGCCAUUUUCAGGUUGGAUGGGGAGCAAGUACAAGAGAAACUGUAAAAAAAUAUGCAAUCAAGUCACUAGCAUUGUGCACAAUGGAGAGAAAAGAUGCCAGAGAAGCUGUACUCAGUGAAAAAGGUACACUGUCACUGAGCAUGUAUGUUGCACUCUUAUUAGAUCUAGGAGUUGGAGUUUAAACCUUGACUGGGGUCUUCAACUCCAAAAACAUCUUACAUUAGUCUGAGGAAAUACCAGGGUAUGCAUGAAAAUUUGAUGAAAGAGCAACAUACUUGCUCUUGCUCUAAGAAACACUUAUCCACAAAGAGUGCAGAUGUAUGACACAGUGUUAUUUUGUUUCAGCUUUGGACUUCUUGGUUCAAUUACUUCAUUCUACAGAUGAGACCAUCAUAGGAAAUACAGCACUCUGCAUUGGCCACUGUGCUGAUAUGGGUAUGUUAUACUGAACUAUCAUCUCUCUACCAGAGCAGUGGCUUUGUCAAUAUUACCAUGGAUUCUAAGCAGAAGAGUGAAAGUAGAACCUUAGGUCAGAGAAUGUGCUGUGUUCUUGGACAAGACACUUAUUUAGUUUCUUUGAAUUCACACUCUGCAUGGUGAUCAUUAGGCAUAAGAGAACUCUUUGGCUAAAUUUCAAUGCCCUGAGCUACUUUUUUGUCAGACUUGAAGCAGUUAUGAACAUGUAAUAUUUAUCAAAUAGAUUCUAUGUUGCCUUGCAUCUGUUCAGUCAUAGAUCACAAAAGAUGUCAAAAUGUGGUUAUUAAGCUAAUUUUACAAAUUCUUCUGGAUGUUUACACUAUUCUUCUGCCACUAAAUUUCUUAACAAAAAUCUUUCUCUCAUUUGAAUACUAACUUUGGAUAUUAAAGUGUAUUUACCCAUCAAGUUAAUUUGCAUUAGGUUAUAAUACUAUUUAUGCCAGAUGUCUACUUUAGUUUAUUAGCAAUCUCUUCUUUUUGCAGAGGGAGUAAGUGAACAUUUGGCCAGUGAUAAUGGUGUGGUGGAAAUCCUCCUGAAGCAUGCAACAAAUGAUGAGCUAAGCAAAGAUGUCAAACAGAAUGCUGCCAUUUGUUUAGCAAAACUCGCAACAUCAGACAAAAGGUACAAAAGGGCAAUAGUAUUUCUGGUGUUGUACAUUACAAAAUAUUCAGUCAUCAUAAAUGUGACUGGUUGGAAAUGUCUUAAAAAUAUUCUCAUUUUAUUUUUCAGACAUCUCGAAAAGCUGAAAGAAAUGCACGGACUUGAAAUUCUUCACUCUGUUAUCCAGAACACAAAUCUCAGCUGAUAAGAUAAUGGCAGAGUUCUUAAACUGUCGAAAUAACAACAAGCUUUCUCAAGUCUGGUCUUAGAUUUCCUCCCUAAAGAGUGGGAAAGAAGCAAGGCUUGAUUUCUGAAAAACCAAUUGGUUAUCAAGCCUACAACAGCAUCAGCAGCCUCAGCAACUCAGCACUUCACUAAGAAGAAUGAAGGGAUUUUUACUCUUUGUAAUUAUGUAAUUAUGUUGCACUUGUUAUGGACAUAAGAAAGGCAACCAGUAAUUGCUUAAACUACAAACUUGUGUUGUUGUGUGGUGCUGGCACUGUUUCUUAGGUGCAGUCAGAUAAUCAGCUUGCAGUCUUUAUUCGGUAUGUACUAUUUAUUUUAAAAGGGAGUGUAAUAACCCAAGUAUAUUUACUGGUAAGUUUGAAGUAGGUGAAACUUUGACACUUGUGUUUAGAGUGAUUGAGCCAUUUUGCUUCCAAGAUCUAAAGAUCAACUAUCAGAACUGUCAGCCAUACAUUUCUUAUCUUCUUAGCAGACACAUUUUGGUAUUAAAUUAAACAAUAUUUCUAAGUUUUCAUUUUUCCAUCUUUUCAUUGCCUUUCCUCUUCACAAAGUGUGGAUAUUGUAAAGGUAAAUAACUCACAGGUCACUCCUGAGGGUACUAGGGACAAGAAGUUGUUCAACUAUGAUUUUUAUGGGGAAAAACUAUUUGUACGAUUGCUUUGUUUUCAGAAAGCUUAUUGAUCAAAACACUUGUUAAUUGAUUUGAUUAUCCUCAAAAUGUAGUUUCCAAAAGUCACAAAUGUUACGUACUCAUUCACAAAUGAGGUCAGAUUGUAACUAAUAAACCUGAAAAUUUGAGCCCAGCAACACUCUGUGAAUUACAUAUACUUUUACAACACAACUUCAAAAAAUCUUUGCACACAAAAGGCCGAAAUUAUUACUGUGUCAAAUUUAAUUUGUAAGAAGGUAAGGUGACCA
Messenger RNA from Pocillopora meandrina, 9457 nucleotides. The record is from the annotation of a GenBank genome assembly. NCBI's taxonomy places the organism in Eukaryota, Metazoa, Cnidaria, Anthozoa, Scleractinia, Pocilloporidae.